Penicillium chermesinum is the source of this 1845-nucleotide messenger RNA. RefSeq names its product chaperone ATPase HSP60 (gene hsp60). Gene Ontology annotation, biological process: protein import into mitochondrial intermembrane space; apoptotic mitochondrial changes; protein refolding. Bases 1 to 1845 code for a protein of 614 amino acids. Gene Ontology annotation, cellular component: mitochondrial matrix; mitochondrial inner membrane. The transcript is spliced from 3 exons. Gene Ontology annotation, molecular function: ATP-dependent protein folding chaperone; ATP binding; protein-folding chaperone binding. NCBI's taxonomy places the organism in Eukaryota, Fungi, Ascomycota, Eurotiomycetes, Eurotiales, Aspergillaceae. The record is from RefSeq and is a predicted model, not a curated record.
AUGCAGCGCGCUCUCUCUUCCCGCACCUCCGUUCUGUCGGCCGCUGCGAAGCGUGCCCCUUUCUACCGCUCGACCAGCCUGAACCUCCAGCAGCAGCGUUUCGCUCACAAGGUGUCUGAACCGGCGCGUCCGAUGGCCUUCGGUUCCGCAUCCCGUGCCUCCCGAGCAUUUUGGCUAACCUGUAAACAGGAGCUCAAGUUCGGUGUUGAGGCUCGCGCCAGCCUCCUCAAGGGUGUUGAUACUCUUGCCAGGGCUGUGACCUCUACUCUGGGUCCCAAGGGUCGCAAUGUGCUCAUUGAGUCUCCCUACGGCUCGCCCAAGAUCACCAAGGACGGUGUGACUGUCGCGAAGGCUAUCCAGCUCCAGGACAAGUUUGAGAACCUCGGUGCUCGUCUGCUCCAGGAUGUCGCUUCCAAGACCAACGAACUGGCUGGUGACGGUACCACUACCGCUACUGUCCUUGCCCGCGCCAUCUUCUCCGAGACUGUCAAGAACGUCGCCGCUGGCUGCAACCCCAUGGAUCUGCGCCGUGGUAUCCAGUCUGCUGUUGAGGCUGUUGUGGAGUACCUGGAGCAGAACAAGCGCCCCAUCACCACCGGCGAGGAGAUCGCCCAGGUCGCUACCAUCUCCGGCAACGGCGACACCCACGUCGGCAAGCUGAUUUCUACCGCCAUGGAGCGCGUCGGCAAGGAGGGUGUCAUCACCGUCAAGGAGGGCAAGACCCUGGAGGACGAGCUCGAGGUCACUGAGGGUAUGCGUUUCGACCGUGGCUACACCUCUCCUUACUUUAUCACCGACGCCAAGUCCCAGAAGGUCGAGUUUGAGAAGCCUUUGAUUCUGCUCUCUGAGAAGAAGAUCUCCGCUGUCCAGGACAUCAUCCCCGCCCUGGAGGCAUCCACCACCCUCCGUCGUCCUCUUGUCAUCAUUGCUGAGGAUAUCGAUGGCGAGGCUCUCGCUGUCUGCAUCUUGAACAAGCUCCGUGGUCAGCUCCAGGUCGCCGCCGUCAAGGCCCCUGGCUUCGGUGACAACCGCAAGAGCAUCUUGGGUGACUUGGCUGUCCUGACCCAGGGUACCGUCUUCACUGACGAGCUUGACAUUAAGCUUGAGAAGCUCACCCCUGACAUGCUUGGAUCCACUGGCUCCAUCACCAUCACCAAGGAGGAUACCAUCAUCCUCAACGGCGAGGGAAGCAAGGACGCCAUUGCCCAGCGUUGCGAGCAGAUCCGCGGUGUCAUGGCCGACCCCACUACCUCCGAGUAUGAGAAGGAGAAGCUCCAAGAGCGUCUUGCCAAGCUCUCUGGCGGUGUCGCCGUCAUCAAGGUUGGCGGUGCCUCCGAGGUUGAGGUCGGUGAGAAGAAGGACCGCGUUGUUGAUGCCCUUAAUGCUACCCGCGCCGCUGUUGAGCAGGGUAUCCUUCCCGGUGGUGGUACCGCCCUCCUGAAGGCCGCCGCUAAUGGUCUCGAGAACGUCAAGCCCGCCAACUUCGACCAGCAGCUCGGUGUCAGCAUCAUCAAGAGCGCCAUCACCCGUCCUGCUCGCACCAUCGUUGAGAACGCCGGUCUUGAGGGCAGCGUUAUUGUCGGCAAGCUGACUGACGAGUACGCCAAGGACUUCAACCGUGGUUUCGACAGCAGCAAGGGCGAGUACGUUGAUAUGAUUGCCAGCGGUAUCGUCGACCCCCUCAAGGUUGUCCGCACUGCCCUGGUUGACGCUAGCGGUGUCUCUUCUCUGCUCGGUACCACCGAGGUCGCUAUCGUUGAGGCUCCUGAGGAGAAGGGCCCUGCUCCCGCUGGUGGCAUGGGCGGCAUGGGUGGUAUGGGCGGUAUGGGCGGUGGCAUGUUCUAG